Messenger RNA from Limulus polyphemus (Atlantic horseshoe crab), 3848 nucleotides. RefSeq lists its product as uncharacterized. Gene Ontology annotation, molecular function: enzyme binding. NCBI's taxonomy places the organism in Eukaryota, Metazoa, Arthropoda, Merostomata, Xiphosura, Limulidae. Bases 1 to 3717 code for a protein of 1238 amino acids. The record is from RefSeq and is a predicted model, not a curated record. The transcript is spliced from 15 exons. Gene Ontology annotation, cellular component: nucleus; Slx1-Slx4 complex. Gene Ontology annotation, biological process: resolution of meiotic recombination intermediates; meiotic DNA double-strand break processing; interstrand cross-link repair.
AUGUACAGUGAAAUUGAUUCUAUUGGUGAUGAAGUUUUAAGUGAUUAUGGAGAUCAUGAUGAGGAUGAUUUUGAUUCUAACACCUCUAGUAGAUCAAGUGAUGAAGUUGAAACAGAUGGAGUUCUUUUUCGAGAACUAAUUGCACAUGAAGCAGAUGCAGAAUUGCAAAUGGCUUUAGCGAUAUCCAAGUCACUGCAAGAGCAAGAAGAAAGGGAUUGUGGAACCAAAAAAGAAAGUACUGUUUUUGGAAUCAAUCGUCUACAUGUAGGACAUCAAACAGACAAAAUUCCAAGUCGAAACAAGAAAGCAAAGAGAAAUUGUGAAGUUUCUGCCCUCGUAAUUCAGUCAGAAGAAGAAAGAUUAAAGUUAAUUUCCAAAAAUAUAGCAACUUUAACAGAAACUCAUGAGAGUCAUAGUGAGGAAAGUAUGCAUGUGUUGAAUAUCCUAUGGGGUAAGAGUAGGAAUGCCUCUGCAACUGCUACUAUAUCCAGAAAAAAAGAAGAGGAUUACCUGUGGCACUUGUCAACUUCAGGAAUUAAAAAGCCAAACUCUUCAUUCUAUAUUCCUUGUCUGCAGGAAUUACUUUCACCAAGCAAAAUGUUGAAAAAGGAGUUGCAUGAAGAAGCCUUGGCAUCAGAGGAACAAGAGUCAACUGUGAAAGAUACAGAGAAUCUAUCUGAAGAUCUUCGUCAAUUUGUUGGAAACUCAAGUUUUAGUGAUGUGAAUAUUCAUAUCAAAGAUGAAAUACUGUUUGCUCACAAAGUUAUUCUGGCUGCAAGAUCAUCAGUAUUAGCAAAGGAAUUACAAGCUUGUGAUAAGUCAGAAAAUAUAACACACCUAGACUGGAAUCAUGUUUCAAAAGAUACUGCCCUUUCCUUUCUGUGUUACAUGUACAGUGGAUACUUUCCAGGAACAUCCAAUAUACAAGAAAUUUUAUCUCUUGCUGAAAGGUACAAAGUUGUGUAUCUUGUGAAACACUUACAGAGGUUGAAAAAAGACUGUGAUAUUUAUAAUGAAGAGAUAAAAUAUGAAACACAGAAGGUGGAUUCUGAUGAUGAUGAAAUGAAUGAAGUAUUUCAUUUUAUAUGUUCUCAAAAACCUGAUUUCUGUGAAGAUCUCCCAUCAAAUGAUGAAAAUUUUGAUCAGUACAGCAGAGAUGAGGAUAAAAUGUCUAUAAAUGGCUCAAAUAAAUCAUGCGAUGAUCUGCCAGAUGAGAAGGAAUCAUCAAAAAAUGUACAAACUUUGCAGGAUAAACAUUUUAACAGGUUAACAGAUAGUUCAAUACCUGGAGAAAAAAAUAUUGUGCAAGAAGAUUAUUUACUGACUUCACCAACAACAAAUGUUAACAGGUUAACAGAUAGUUCAAUACAUGGAGAAAAAAAUAUUGUGCAAGAAGAUUAUUUACUGACUUCACCAACAACAAGUGAGAGAGAAAUGAAGAAAGAGAUGGGUGACCCAUAUAUAUUAAUGGCUUCAUUUGAUGCAGAAGAUUCACAAGACACAUCAUCAUCUAACUGCAUAUUGGCUGAAUUUUCAGAUAGUGAAGAUUCCAGUGGAUCACUUCAAGAAAGAGGUUUGCAUUCUUUACAUUCUAAUGAAGAUGGUAUUAUCAAACAAACACCUCUCAUCAAAAGCAAAAGAUAUUCAAGUGUCCAACCUGAUCAGAACUCUUUUCAGCUUUAUAAUGAAAUCCCAAAAAAAGAAGAUUCAAUCCAUUUGUGUAUAAAAAAACACGAAACAGUACAAUCUUCACAAUUUGCCACUCAAUCUAACACCUUAGUACUUAAAACAAACCAUUCCGUACAUGAUACUUCAGCUUCUGAUUUUACACAUAAUAGUACUUUUUUCUCUCAGAAAAAACAUUCCUAUCAAACUAGAAAACAGAGUGAAAAUCACAUGGAACAAGAUACCUCACACUCAGUGACCAGAAGACUCAGUGCAAGCCAGCCUGUGCAGGACACUGACUGUUUUGAGAUUGAACAGUGCACAGUAAUCCAACCUGCGAAAUAUUUGACAUUUUUAGAAAUGGAAGGAAAUGAAACACAUUCUCUACCAUGUGAUGUUUCUUGUGAACCCAUAAAUGGACAAAGAAAAAAACUUAUUGUAGAAGAUCUCUCUCUCUCUUCAACUGGAACACAAAGGAGACUCCAGUCUUUGGAAGAGCCAUACAUAUUUCCUACCAAAAAAUGUGUUGAAAACCAAAAAGAUGACUUAUCGACCUUUUUUCCUACAGAAUGUGCUAGAAAACAUCCUACAAAAGAAUUAACUUUUUCACAUUCCAGAAGACAGAAUAAAACAGUGCAGAAUUUUGAUAUUUCUCAAACUAGUAAACAUAAAAUUAAGGAGAUUAUGAAUGUUACACCCCAUUCAGAGGCCUUGCAGAGUCAGCAUGAGACAACAGAGAUAUUCAUUACUGAAGGUAUUUCAGAUGAGAAUGUUGCAUAUCGGAAUACAAGUUUGUCUGAGUCUGAUUCCUGUCAUUAUGAACUCGAUGAAGAAAUGCCUUACCAUACUUCAGGUACAUGUUUGACUAAGACAGAAUAUCUUUCACAACAAUGUAGUUUCAAUGAUAGUAACUUGACAAAAAAUACAAAUAUUAAUACCCAGGAAAAUAAGCUUAACAUUUUAUCUAAAAAUAUUAACUCAUCCAAAUUAUUUAAUGAAGAUAACAUAGAGGAAAAUCAGAGCAAUCCAUAUAGCCCAAGAACUUCACCUUUAUCAGUUCCAAGAAGAGUAAAGCUGUCAACUGCUAUCUCAACUAAUUUUACUGGACACCAGAAUGAGGAUGAAAAGCAAACCAGUGACAUAGUAGGUCACUUCUGUUGGAAUAAUGAAGACAAUGUCAUAAACAGCCCCUUCAACAGAUUUUGGGAUGAUGGAUUCACUGAAACUGUUGACCUAAAUUCUACAGUAAUAAAACAGCAACAAACAAACAAUGGAGUCACAAUGGAUGUCACACCUUCAGCACCAACAACUGAAAAUCUUCCAUUUGAACAGAUUACUGGAAAUUCUUUUGUUGAUACCAAUUGUAUUAAAAAUAUAAAUACCCCUUUAUCACAUUUUAACCGUUACUAUCCAAUUUGUGAUGGAGUGAGCCCUGAGGUGGUCAAAUAUUGUCACAAAGGAUCAAAAAACAGUCGUAUUAAUCAGGAAGUAACACCAUUACCUGACUAUGAGAAGAUGACUAGAUCAGAAAUUCGUCGUGAGCUGAAUAAAAUUGGUGUUAAGUCAUUGCCAAAGAAACAAGCUAUAGCAUUACUCUUUGAUGUAUAUGAGCAGACUCACCCAUGGGAGACUGACAAUGAAGAGGAACAUGCCAAGAAAGACUUCUCUAACCAGAUUGCAACACAUGGAGAAAAGAAGAAUAUUGCUGACUGCAGAGUUUCAUCUCUUAAACAUAAUACAGAGAAGCGUUCAUGUCCCGCAGAAUACAACUCUCAAGUGUUGACUGAAACACAGCAAAAUGAGCACUCGUGUUGGCAAAAUAAUUUACUCAAAUAUUUCAGAGAAAACACUACCCUUCUUGAAAAGCUUCUUAUGUAUCAGCCAAUUAACCUGACUGAACUUUUAAAUGACAUACGAAGCCAGAAGAUCAAGAUAUCCUCAAGAAACCUGAUAAACUUUUUGGAUGAGAAGUGUAUUACUUUUACAACACCAAGAAAGAAAAGAUGCACACAAAAACAGCAGAAAAGGGCAAAAGUUUUCAAACCUGGAUGACAGACACUGUUGCAGAAUGGAAUGUAGAAUAAAAAUAUUUUCUGUUUGUUAUAUCUUUUUACAGGUAUAAUAAUUAUUGUAAUUAGAAAACAAGCAUUUUUAUUGGUGGAUGAUAAAUAAUCUGCCACAAA